This is a messenger RNA of Penicillium canescens, 780 nucleotides long. RefSeq lists its product as uncharacterized. The record is from RefSeq and is a predicted model, not a curated record. The transcript has a single exon. NCBI's taxonomy places the organism in Eukaryota, Fungi, Ascomycota, Eurotiomycetes, Eurotiales, Aspergillaceae. Bases 1 to 780 code for a protein of 259 amino acids.
AUGGAUUCCGGGAAAAGCCUCAGCCACCUCGGGGAUCUCGGCAGACUUCCAAACGAGCUACUCUGGCAGAUCCUGGACCAUGUGGUCAUGGAUACUCCUAGACUCACUCAUGCAGGUAUGUGUGGAUUGUAUUCGCUGAUGAAGACAAACCAGGCUAACGGUAAACUUAUCCAGGACGGUUACAUGACUGACGAAAGGAAGCGGCACGUACUCGUGGAGACCAACUCCCUGAGGUGCUAUGCUGAUCUCGACGACGCCACAGAUGCUCUCGGACAGUCUGAACCUGAGUAUGUAGGGGGUGAACCAGGCGAGGAACCCGACCUUUUUACUGGCAUCAUCAAAGACGACUGUCUUGAAUGCUUCAGCGGGAUCCUUGGAUGUCUUCCGGAGUUUCCGAUGAUGUGCCACAAUGAGAAGGGUUGGUCGUUCUUUGCCGCGGCUAUUGAGGCCAGAGCGACUAAGAUCCUUCGGCAGUUUGUGACAUCUGAAUUCCCUGCUCACGCUAGAGAGUUCCUCUUUUGUAAACCCCACCCUGGGUCCCGUUGGACUCUGUCUAAUCUCGGAUUGGCUGCUGCUUUCAAGGACGCUGGCACUUUUACUGCUCUCUUUCAGUACUUGCAGAACACCAUGGACCCCACUACUUUCAAGAUGACCAUUGAGUCGAAAUUGACCGACAAUGUGAAGGGAGCCAUUCUUCAGUUUAUGACCCCUGCUCUUCAGAACAUGUUGGACCAGGGUGGUAUUGUGAUAGAACUGCACCAGGGCUUUUACCACGGUUAG